Molecule: messenger RNA, 579 nt
Organism: Condylostylus longicornis
Lineage: Eukaryota; Metazoa; Arthropoda; Insecta; Diptera; Dolichopodidae
Exons: 1
Coding region: 1-579 (192 amino acids)
Source: RefSeq, a predicted model, not a curated record
AUGGUAAUAUCCAAAAACCCUCUGCGAUGUAAGCUUGCAGUAUACGAAAAAAGCAUCGAACAAGUGAUGGAAUUUAAAUACUUAGGAGCACUUAUAACAUCAUCACGUGAUCUAACCAAAGAAGUUAAAACACAAGCAACUAAAGCAUCAUCGAUUUCAGGUUAUUUAAAAGAUGUUAUCUGGAAAAAUAAGCACAUGAAUAUUAGAAGCAAAACCCGCAUAUAUAAGACAUGCAUAAGACCUAUAAUCACUUAUGCAAUAGAAAGCAGGGCAGACACAAAAAAAACCGAAAAUAUUAUGAGCGCAGCGGAAAUGGCUACAUUAAGAUCCAUAACAGGUUACACCAGAUACGAUCAUAAACGCAACGAUGAAGUAAGAGAAAUUUGCGAAAUUCAGGAUAUUGUCAAAUGGAGUAGAAGAAGAAGAAAAGAAUGGAAUCAGCAUGUACAAAGGAUGUCGCCAGACAGGGUGGUUAAAAGAGCAUUCAUGGGGAAACCCAGUUCGUGUAGACUUCCAGGAAGACCACCGAAGAGAUGGCAGGAAUGCUGGACUUCCGGCUCAAUGUCAGAUCAUCAUUAA